Cynara cardunculus var. scolymus (artichoke) is the source of this 4611-nucleotide messenger RNA. RefSeq names its product phospholipase A I. The record is from RefSeq and is a predicted model, not a curated record. Gene Ontology annotation, biological process: fatty acid metabolic process. Bases 174 to 4262 code for a protein of 1362 amino acids. Lineage: Eukaryota; Viridiplantae; Streptophyta; Magnoliopsida; Asterales; Asteraceae. Gene Ontology annotation, cellular component: membrane. The transcript is spliced from 18 exons. Gene Ontology annotation, molecular function: protein binding; glycerophospholipase activity.
CGCAAUUUCUGUUUCAUUUGAUUUGAUUCUCUGAUUCCUGAAUUUUCCCCCAAAUUUUGCAAUAAUUUGAAUCAUACAUUGUAACAAUACCUUGCUUAAACCCUAAAUAUUGUCAAUUGGGAACUUGAUUGAUGGUUUUUGUUUCUUAUGAAGUGGAAGAACCCUAGUUCAUAAUGUCGUGGGGAUUAGGAUGGAAGAGGCCAUCUGAUGUUUUUCAUUUGUCUCUAUAUUAUGGUACGGAGGAGGCAUUAGAUGAUCAGACUCGUUCAUCUUCGCCGUCACCAGAAUCGUCAUCAGGAUCGUCGUCGGCGGCGGUGGCAUCGCGAGAUGAUAAUAAUAAUAGUAAUAAUAGUAAUUGCAGCAAUCCGGAGCUAGGGUUUCGGAUCGAUCUCGAUUGGAAUGCUGGCGAUGACGAAGAUCAGGUUACUUUGAAGCUUCAGUCUCAGGUUAUGGUGGCGUUGCCGUUGCCUCAAGACACGGUUGUGAUUCGGUUGUCGGAGUGUGAUGACUCGGGUCGUGUUGGAACCGGUGAGGAGGUUGGUGAGUCGGGUCGUGUUGGGGAUGUAAAUGUGGUGGGUGUGGAGAUGAAGGUUGUGAAGCAGAGGGAGCCACUCAGGGCGGUGGCUAUGUCACGGGUCGGGGGGUCGGGUCAGCAGAAUGAUGGGAUGGGUGUGCUUACUAAGCUGUUGAAAUCGGAGUUUGCUGCUGAGCCUGGUCCAGGUCAUGCCGAGGGGCCGCGGGCUGAGUCCUGCGCCGAUCAUUGGAUGAAUGUCACUGUUGUCAGCCUCUAUAACUGUGGGUUAUCAAUGCUUCCAGUAGAGUUGACUAAACUGCCACUCCUCGAGAAGCUAUUCCUUGAUAACAAUAAGCUAACGCUUUUGCCACCUGAGCUUGGUGUUUUAAAAAACCUGAAAGUGCUCACAGUUGACUACAAUAUGUUGGUUUCAGUACCAGUUGAACUGAGGCAGUGUGUUGGACUUGUGGAAUUAUCACUUGAACAUAAUAAGCUAAUUCGCCCUCUUCUUGAUUUCAGGGCCAUGGCCGAAUUACGUAUUCUUAGGCUAUUUGGUAAUCCACUGGAAUUUCUUCCUGAUAUUUUGCCUUUGCAUCAACUCCGCCACCUUUCUCUUGCAAACAUUCGCAUUGUGGCAGAUGACUAUCUUAGAUCAGUGAAUGUUCAGAUAGAGAUGGAAAAUAGUUCUUACUUUGUCGCAUCACGACACAAGCUGAGUGCAUUUUUCUCUCUAAUAUUUCGCUUCUCCUCAUGUCACCAUCCUUUGAUAGCAUCAGCAUUGGCAAAGAUGAUGCAGGAUGAAGGAAACCGUGUAGUUAUUGGUAAAGAUGAAAAUGCAGUGCGACAGCUCAUAAGCAUGAUAAGUAGUGAAGACCAGCAUGUGGUUGUGGAGGCUUGUUCUGCACUUACUUCUCUUGCCUCAGAUGUAUCUGUGGCACUUCAGUUGAUGAAAUGUGACAUCAUGCAACCCAUCAAAAGAGUACUUACAUCUAUUGGCCCUCAAGAACUAAAAUCCGUUUUGCAAGUCGUGGCCAAGUUGGGUUUCAUCUCUGAUACAGUGGCCCAGAAAAUGCUUAGCAAGGAUGUGAUGAAAUCAUUAAAGUUAUUAUGUGCUCAUAAAGAUCCAGAGGUACAAAGGUUAGCUUUAAUAGCUGUCGGAAACUUAGCCUUCUGUUUGGAGAAUCGCCGCGUUCUUGUUGCUUCUGAAAGCCUAAGAGAUCUUCUCUUGCGGCUUACACUUUCAUCUGAGCAACGCGUGAGCAAAGCUGCAGCUCGUGUCCUGGCAAUUCUUGGGGAGAAUGAGAAUCUGCGACGUGCUAUCAAAGGAAGGCAGGUCCCGAAGCAAGGAUUGCGGAUACUUGCAAUGGAUGGAGGUGGGAUGAAAGGUCUUGCUACUGUUCAGAUUCUUAAAGAAAUUGAAAAUGGUACUGGGAAACAGAUACAUGAGAUGUUUGACCUUAUAUGUGGCACAUCAACUGGUGGCAUGCUUGCCGUUGCUCUUGGAAUAAAGUUAAUGUCCUUGGAACAAUGUGAAGACAUAUACAAAAAUCUUGGCAAGCUUGUUUUUGCCGAACCUGUUCCUAAGGAUAAUGAAGCAGCAACUUGGAGAGAGAAGUUAGAUCAACUUUACAAGAGCUCAUCACAAAGUUUUAGAGUUGUUGUACAUGGAUCUAAACACAGUGCUGAUCAGUUCGAGAGGUUGUUGAAAGAGAUGUGUGCUGAUGAGGAUGGAGAUCUGUUGAUAGAUUCAUCAGUGAAAAGGAUUCCCAAAGUUUUUGUGGUAUCAACUUUAGUCAAUGUGGCACCAGCACAGCCAUUUAUAUUUCGCAAUUAUCAGUACCCUGCUGGCACACCAGAAGUUCCUUUGAUUAUGUCAGAAAAUUUUUCAACCAAUGGACCAGGAAUCGCAACUACUGGUGCUCAAGUUGGAUACAAACGUAGCGCUUAUAUGGGAAGUUGUAGACAUGAUCUGUGGCAAGCUAUAAGAGCAUCAUCUGCAGCUCCAUAUUAUCUUGAUGAUUACUCUGAUGGUGUAUUACGCUGGCAAGAUGGUGCUAUUGUUGCAAAUAAUCCUACUAUAUUUGCAAUACGAGAAGCACAGCUUCUAUGGCCAGAUGCAAAAAUUGACACUCUGGUUUCAAUUGGUUGUUGUUCUCUUCCAACAAAGGCUCGUAAAGGUGGAUGGCGCUAUUUGGACACUGGCCAGGUGUUGAUCGAGAGUGCCUGCUCAGUUGAGCGGGUUGAGGAGGCAUUGAGCACAUUGUUACCAAUGAUUCCUGAAAUACACUAUUUUCGGUUCAAUCCAGUUGAUGAACGCUGUGAUAUGGAGUUGGAUGAAACUGAUCCCACAAUCUGGAUUAAGUUAGAGGCAGCAACGAAUGAAUAUAUCCAGAACAAUUCUCCCACGUUUAAAAAGUUGUGUGAGAGAUUGUUGCUGAACCAUACUGAUGAAAAGUUGCCAGAAAAUAUCAACUCUAAACAGCUUUUCAAGGCAAAAGGUCCAAAUUCUGGUGAAGAUGGUCCGUCCUUAGGCUGGAGACGUAACGUGCUACUCGUCGAAGCUUCUCACAACCCAGAUUCUGGACGAGUUUUUAACCAUGCUCGGUCACUUCAAACGUUUUGUUCUGGUCACGGUAUAAGAUUAUCUCUUCUGAAUGCUGCAUCAGGAACACUUAAGCAAGAACCGGGAACAUCUUUUCCCACACCCUUCACAUCACCAUUAUUCACCGGAAGCUUUCCGUCAAGCCCGCUUCUCUAUAGUCCUGAUCUUGGAGUUCAUAGGGUUGGCAGGAUUGAAUCAGUACCACAUUUAAGUCUGGAUGGAUUCCAUUCUGGAAGAACUUCUUCUCCGCCAGAAUCACCAACAGUUCCUAGACAGCUUUCUAUGCCUGUUCGAGUAUUGCUCGAUAAGUUACAGAAUUCACCACAGGUUGGAGUUGUUCACUUGGCUCUCCAAAAUGAUACAACUGGCUCAAUAUUAAGUUGGCAAAACGACGUAUUUGUGGUUGCGGAACCAGGAGAACUUGCCGAGAAGUUUUUGCAGAGCGUUAAAUACAGUUUGCUAUCAAUGUUGAGAGGCCGACGCAGGAGAUACACAUCAAUAAUUUCCAACAUAUCUAGUGUUGCUGAUUUGGUUGCCUGUCGGCCUUACUUUCAGAUUGGCGGUGUUGUACAUCGUUACAUCGGACGCCAAACCCAAGUCAUGGAAGACGAUCAAGAAAUAGGGGCGUACAUGUUCCGCAGGACAGUCCCUUCUAUGCACUUAACUCCUGAAGAUGUUCGUUGGAUGGUUGGUGCUUGGAGGGAUAGGAUCAUAAUAUGCACAUGUUUAUACGGUCCUUCACCCGCUCUAAUAAAGGCCUUCCUAGACUCCGGUGCUAAAGCUGUCAUAUGCCCAUCAUCUGAACCCCAAGAAAUGCAGUUGACCACAUUCCACGGGUCCACCGAGUUCAACGAUACCGAGAACAGCAAGUUUGUAAUCGGCGUAGACGAAGCCGAUGAAGAAUCUUCCGAGCCCACCAGCCCAGCCAGCGAUUGGGAAGACAGCGAGACCGAUAAGGGCACCACCACGGGUACGGAUAAAGGAAUGCUCGUUUGGGACGACGAUGAAGAGGAGCUCUCCAGAUUCAUCUGUCGCCUCUACGAUUCGAUAUUUAUGGGAGGAGCUCGAGUUAAUGUUGCGUUACAACAAGCACUUGGCUCUCAUCGAACGAUAAGGUAUUCUUGUCACUUACCUCGUGUACCGUAACCGUGUAUAAUAUUAAAGAAAAUACAUAUAAAUAUCCGAAAAGAAGGUUGGAAAACGAAAUAAUAGAGAGAGACGAUAUCCGAGACUAGUUACGUGACGACCCGACCCUGUGUUCGGGUCGGGUCGGGUCAGGACUAUAGACUAUAGAGAGUAUAUAAAACAUAUAAGAUGAAAUAGAGGAAUAAAACAUGAAAUUGAUUCAAAUUUUGAGGGUUAUAUGUUGGAAAUGUGAGUUAUAUGUAAACUUGUAUUUGUGGUGUAGACACCCUUCUAGGGUGUGUUUAUUUUAAGAUAGUUGUACUUGAUGCAUAAUAAAUUGUACUUCUUGUUUUCGUUAUGCUCGGUUUUG